AUGGCCUUUAACAUCACUCUGCAAGAAAAGACUACGAUCCCUUACCUUGAAAACAGCACUGAGCACUAUAAUGAAGGGGAUGCAAGAUUGGAACACAUAGCAUCGAUUAUUCGUGUGUUCUCCAUUGUGGUCUACUCUGUGGCCUUUCUUCUGGGGACCUUCGGGAAUGGGCUGGUCAUCUAUUUCACCGCCUUCGUAAUGAAAAGGACAGUCAACGUUGUGUGGUUCCUUAAUUUAGCCAUCGCUGACUUCAUCUUCACGUUUUUCUUGCCCUUGAGCAUUGCCUAUGCCGGCCUUAAUUUUUACUGGCCUUUUGGAAAAUUCAUGUGCAAGCUGAACAGCUUUAUUGCCUUCGUCAAUUUGUAUGCCAGCGUCCUCCAGCUCACCGUGAUCAGCAUAGACCGAUGCAUCUCCGUCGUGUUUCCUGUUUGGUGCCAGAAUCAUCGGACUCCCAGGUUGGCCUCCUUUGUAGCCCUGGUGGUUUGGAUCCUUGCAUUAAUUUUCAGUGUACCUUAUUUCAUAUUCCGAGAUAUAUAUGUUGAGGAAGAUGUUGUUGUUUGCUUUAACAACUUUCAUGAGGAUCCCUACAUUGCCAAUGUAAGGCACAGGGCGACAGUUAUCUUUAGAUUCAUUUUCAGCUUUCUUAUCCCCUUCACCGUAAUCAUCUUUUGCUAUUCAGUAAUUCUUUUUCGUAUCCAAAGAAAUCACAUGACCACAUCGAGCAAGCCUUUAAAAGUCAUUCUGGCUGUCAUCAUUACAUUCUUUGUCUGCUGGGUUCCCUACCAAGUCUUCUCCUUCCUGGAGCUGUAUGUGAUUUCUAGUGAAAGUGAUCAAUUCGCCUACGUAGUGCAUGCUGCAACACCUUUUACCUCCAGCUUGGCCUUUAUAAACAGCUGCGUCAAUCCUGUCCUCUACGUCUUCAUCGGCCGAGAUUUCAAAAAUAAAUUCCAGAUCUCCUUCCAGGCAAUAUUUGAGAGAGCUUUCAUGGAGGAAUCUGGCCAAACGGACUUGAAGAGCAAAAGCAAAUCAACGUCGGAUUCACAGCUGGUGUGAGAUGAGACUACAUUUAU
Molecule: messenger RNA, 1070 nt
Organism: Nanorana parkeri
Lineage: Eukaryota; Metazoa; Chordata; Amphibia; Anura; Dicroglossidae
Product: chemokine-like receptor 1
Exons: 1
Coding region: 1-1053 (350 amino acids)
Biological process (GO): positive regulation of cytosolic calcium ion concentration; inflammatory response; phospholipase C-activating G protein-coupled receptor signaling pathway
Cellular component (GO): plasma membrane
Molecular function (GO): N-formyl peptide receptor activity; complement receptor activity
Source: RefSeq, a predicted model, not a curated record